Molecule: messenger RNA, 2221 nt
Organism: Strigops habroptila (Kakapo)
Lineage: Eukaryota; Metazoa; Chordata; Aves; Psittaciformes; Psittacidae
Gene: LYVE1
Product: lymphatic vessel endothelial hyaluronan receptor 1
Exons: 6
Coding region: 568-1515 (315 amino acids)
Biological process (GO): cell adhesion
Cellular component (GO): plasma membrane
Molecular function (GO): transmembrane signaling receptor activity; hyaluronic acid binding
Source: RefSeq, a predicted model, not a curated record
CAUAUUAUCUCUGUGUUAUGGUACCUAUUUUUGCAUUGGAACUCAAAGGAAUGUAGAAGUACUACAUCAAGACACAUAGGAUAUGGGGGAAUGGAUGCCUUUUCAAUUUCAAAAGAAAACUCCUGCCUGGCAUGCAGUGAUACAAUAGAGAAUUUGGUUUAUUUACCAGAUGAAUAGACAACAUGAGUAAUGAGCUGUUAAUCAGUAAAACAGGAAAAAGUAGCAACAGAAAAAGUUCUUUCAAAGCAUUUACUGACUUAGCAGUCUAACAGUCUUAUCUCCCUUCCUCAGCUGUGUUUUCUGAGUCAGCAGUAGUUAAAUUUUCCAGCAAGCCCUACAUGAAAGAAAGUGUAAAGGGUGAUUAGGGAUUUCCACUAAGUGACCUCACCUUUGAGUGGGACAGUCACACAUUUGCUCUGACAUUUCUUUCUACAAAGCAGUGCAGCGACAGCUGAAGUCGCUUUCAAGAAGUCAUCUCAAAGGUGAUCUGACAGUAUCAACACCUUAGCUUUUCUCAGCAGAGGAGACAAAUCACCUUGAAUUUCUUAAUUUUACGAGUUGGUGACAAUGGCAACUUAUUUUGGAGUUACCUCUGCAGUGUUUUUCAUCUGGGUUACAACAUUCAUGGCUCAAAAUUACUUCAUAACAGGUUCCAUUCUUUCACCUUGCAGGAUCAAAGGUGUAGGAAUUUAUCUUGAGGAAAAAGUGAAUUUCUCAGAAGCAAGUAAUGCAUGUAAUCAACUGAAUCUACAAUUGGCAAGUAGAGACCAAGUUGAAAAGGCUCUGAAACAUGGCUUUGAAACGUGCAGCUAUGGAUGGGUGAAAGAUGGAUUGGUUGUCAUUCCUCGAAUAACAUCCAACAAGAAAUGUGGCAAGGGCAAUGUUGGACUAGUGCCAUGGUAUGCUGAACCCUUCAAAACAUUUAUGGUUUACUGCUUCAAUUCCUCAGAUGUUCAGAUAAACUCAUGUAUACCAGAUCCAACUACAACCAUGCUACCUUCAUCAAGUGCACGAACGGACUUAACUGCAUCUUCAGGCUUCGAUUUGACUGAGAACAUCACAGCAGUGCCCAAUGUGACUGAGACAGAACAAACCCUGAAAAAUAUAAAAUUUCGUGUAAUAUGUAUAACUGAAACUGUAUUACCAACCGAGGGGACUACUACAAAAAUGCCAGAGGAAUACUCACCAAUUGACUCUCCUAACUAUACUUCCCAUGCUGCCUUUAAGAAUGAUGCUGUUGUCUUUGGAGGUAUCCCUACUGCACUUCUUGUACUGGCAGUCAUCUUCUUCAUUAUUUCAGUUGUUCUAGCAGUCUGCUAUAUCAAAAAGUACAAGAAAACCUUCCCGUUUUCAAACAAGAAUCAGCAAAAAGAAAUGGUUGAAACAACUGCUCUUAAAGAGGCUAAGUCAAAUGACAAAGCUGCUGAGAAGGAAACGAAGAAGAAUGGUAAAAACACAGAAGAGUCUAAAACCAAGCCUGAAGCCACAGUACAAUGUCUAGAAGCAGAAGUUUAAGUGGAAGAAUGUACACUUCUUGACAGAAGUAUAAAACGAAGUGCACUGAACUUCACAAUGCUUUUCAACAUGGGUGAUUGUAAAUACUCAUCUUUUCUCUAUCUUAACAUAUGAAAACCUGGGGUUUUUUUUAUAAUUACAUCUUUAGCUGUAAAUACUGUUGCAGAAGAACAUGGAAUAUUAUUUACUUGAAAUAAAAAAUCCAUGAUGCAGCUCAUUUUUCAUCUUUAAUAAAGAAGUAAUUAGGAAUAUGAUAUUAAUGACAUGCAAUAUGUUAACUAUUUGCACAGAAUUCAGUUCAAUAUGUAAUGAAAAGAGGGAUUUUUUUAUCUGGCUGGAGGAUCUCUGCUAACGUAAUGUCAAUUAGCUUAAUUCCAUUAAGUAGUUGCAUACCUUUUUUAAAAAGUCUGUUUACAAACAGAAGAAGUCUGUUUACAAGUGAGUAAAAAUAUCAAACAACCUACCCACAGUCAUGCAAAUACCCAAGGGUACAAAGAUGCCAAUGUUUAUAUACAUACAGCAAUGAAUAACUUUCUUAGAUAUCUUCAUCAUAUCAUAAUUUACUGUUUUAUUUAUUAAAACCUGUAUCAUUCUUCUGCAUCAGGUAUUUGUUGGGGGGGAAACUUUAACUGUAUCUCAACAGUUAUAUUUAAGAUCUUCUAUGUAGAUUUAAGUGUGGCUUUCAUAAUAAAGAUCUCCAGUGGUA